Merops nubicus (carmine bee-eater) is the source of this 1344-nucleotide messenger RNA. RefSeq names its product ADP-ribosylation factor GTPase activating protein 3 (gene ARFGAP3). NCBI's taxonomy places the organism in Eukaryota, Metazoa, Chordata, Aves, Coraciiformes, Meropidae. The transcript is spliced from 12 exons. Gene Ontology annotation, molecular function: GTPase activator activity. The record is from RefSeq and is a predicted model, not a curated record. Gene Ontology annotation, biological process: COPI coating of Golgi vesicle. The annotation marks the transcript as partial.
CUGUGGACAGAUGGAUGUGGCGUGCCUCCUGCGUCACCUCAAAACAAAGAGGAAGACUUUUUUGCAUCCCAUGUUUCUCCUAAGAAUACAGAGUCGGUGUUAUCAAAGCCAGAGCCAGUUUCUCUACAGCAGAAAACUUCAGAAACUAUUUCAGAAUGCUAUGAAGGACCAGAACAUGGACCAAGCGUUGAUUGCCUUAACACGUCACCAAAAGCUGCAUUAGAGAACACCACCUUCAUAAAAAAGAAGCCAAAUCAAGCUAAGAAGGUGCUUGGUGCCAAAAAAGGUGGUUUGGGGGCACAAAAAAUGAGCAGCCAAAGCUUUAAUGAGAUUGAAAAACAAGCACAAGCUGUAGAUAAAAUGAAGGAACAAGAUGAUCUUCACAGCAGUAAGAGAACUGAGAAGGAAGAGCCACUUGUAUCAUCUUUACGGUUGGCCUACAGAGAUCUUGACAUUAAAACAAGAGAAGAAAAGUUAAAUCUAUCUGGUAAGAAGAAAAAUGAGUUGGAGAGACUUGGCAUAGGAUUUGGCAGCAACAGAAGUGGCAUUUCUCACUCGGUCACCUCAGAUAUGCAAACAAUAGAGCAGGAAACACCUGCAAUUGCAAAGCCGAAGAAAAAGUACAUCGAUGAUGCAGAAGACUCAUAUUUCUCUUCUAGUUCAAGGUACUACGAUUCUUCAGAUUUGAGGAGCAGCACUUUCUCUAAAUGGGAUGACAACUCAGAUUCUUUUUGGAAGAAAGAAAAUAACAGUAGAGAUGUUGAUGUAAUGUUAACUUCAAAAAGUACAGGAUUUUCAGACAGGCCUGCGUCUCGUCGUAAGCCUGAAUAUGAACCAUCUUUAAAAACAGAUGAAGCACAAAAAAAAUUUGGCAAUGUAAAAGCCAUUUCAUCAGACAUGUAUUUUGGAAGGCAAGAUCAUGCUGAUUAUGAAGCAAGGGCUCGACUAGAAAGGCUUUCUGGAAGCUCGUCUAUAAGUUCAGCUGACUUGUUUGGAGAUCAGAAAAAACAACCAACAGGAAACUACAAUAUUACAAAUGUCUUGCCUUCAGCUCCUGAUAUAGCUCAGUUUAAACAAGGAGUGAAAUCAGUGGCUGGAAAACUUUCGGUACUUGCUAAUGGGGUCAUGACAUCUAUACAGGAUCGAUACGGUUCGUAACAUCUUUUAUAUCAACAGAACUAAGUACACUAAAGAAGGAUUUCUCUUCAGAUAUAAAAGUGAUCACACUGCUGAUUCGAAUGAAGGUUGCCUUAACACUGUUGAUGUUUAUUCCUUGUGCCAGCAUAUUUGUUCCUGUGUGCAGCUUUCUGGCUCAGCCUCUUCGUACUGCUCUUUAAUCUUCAC